This is a messenger RNA of Phycodurus eques (leafy seadragon), 2018 nucleotides long. It is a transcript of the gene glod5, whose product is annotated as glyoxalase domain containing 5. Lineage: Eukaryota; Metazoa; Chordata; Actinopteri; Syngnathiformes; Syngnathidae. The record is from RefSeq and is a predicted model, not a curated record.
AUGGCCCUGAUUGUGGUCCCAGCAGAACCGCGAAGCACACGUAACAUCGGCGACAAGAGUUGGUGGACAAACGUGGAAGCCACUGCUUUUAGCUACAAUACAAUAGUGGUAUUUCGGAGAGCUGCCAAUCGUCUUUGGCCCGUCCAAAGGAGUUUGUGUCUGAAAGCCUUCGCUCCAACGCAAGAAGCUGUUAAACGCAAGGGGACGUGUCCGAUAGAAGUGAGUCCUGUGGACUAUUUCGUGCUGACAGUGAAAAGUGUACAGGACACCAUCAGGUUCUAUACGUCAUCUGCUCUGGGCACGGAGGUUGUCACGUUCAAGGGAAACCGUAAAGCUCUGGGAUUCCAUCAUCUCGGCAAGGAGUUUGAGCCCAAAGCAAAGUACCCAACUCCAGGCUCUGCAGAUUGUCAAAUUAAAAGAAAAACUCUAACUACUGUUGCUGCACACUUGAAGGUGUGUAGAGUGCAGAUAGAGGAGGGCCCAGUGGAUAGGACUGGAGCAGUGGGGACAAUCACGUUACUAUACUUCCAAAAUCCAGAUGACAACCUCAUUGAAGUGUCCAAUUAUCACCAAGAAACAUCACAAUAAUUUUAAUGAGAGGUCCUCUUGUUGUUUUUUUUGCAUUUUUUAUUAUUUUUUUUAAAGCAAAUAUUCCUAAAACUCAGGAGCGGGCCAUUCAUUGGGCAACAGGACCUUCACACUGCAGGGCAUGAUGUCCAAUUCAGAUUAUUUGUUAAAUCCAAUCUUUUUGUGUAGUCGUUCACAUUACAAAAGCAAAUCUGAGUUCAAACGUGGACGGAAUGAACCCACGAAGUGACACGCGUGCACACAAAACACGACAUCAUGCACCCUGACGUCAUGUUGCAAAUGCGCAGAAAACAGGCACAGUGUGUGUGUGGAAAUAAAGGCAGAGCGGCUGAAGGCUUUAUUUAAUAGCUUUAUUAAUAGAAUCAGUUUUUUUAAUUUCAGUACUUAACACAAAUAGUUCAUUGUUUGGGAUAAACUGAAGUAAAGCAAGUAAAAUGAUUAGCAGAUAUAUACGAUAUUGAUAUUGUAACAUUCUAUGUGCAUAUAGAUACUUCUUCACUACUCUUUUUUUUUUGCUCCAUCGCAAAGUACAAUGUACAUUGGAUGCAUAUUGUUUCACAAGACUCCAUAGGGGAGUCACUAUCAGCUGUAAUCCUGUAUUUUCACUGCAGUUGUGAGAGAAGGGGCGUACAGUCGUUGAGUUUUUCCAUCUCUUGCACUAUUUGAAUCAGUCUCUCAACUUUAUCUUCGGGAAGCACAGCCCCUGCAUUAUUCCUGAACUUCUUUCGCAGGCUCUCAUCGGUUAGUGGUUUGCGCCAGUGACCAUAAAAUGUGUCGCAGCGCCCUCUCAGAAUGUCUCCCCCGACAAGUGCUACUUGGACUUCACCAUACAUGCGAUCGAAAUUGGCAGGGUUGUCAUAGGGAUGCUCCACACGGACACGCCUCAGCAACUGGAGGAGCUCAGCACGAGCCAUGGCUGCAGGGGUGAAGGACUGCACUUUCACCUCACCAUCCAAGAGAGCACUGCAAGCGUUGAACUGGAAAGAAUGGCGGGCCUGGUGGUCCGACUCUGGGAAAGCCCUGUUUAUGUAUUUUGAGUUGGGAACUCUGAGAAGGAUGGCCUGAAUGUGAGCCGAAGACACAGUGCCAGGACCAAAGCCCACAAGGUGCUUGUGCACUGAGGCCGCAGCGUCUGCCACCCAGUGCAUGGCCAGAUGUGCAGGGAAGCGCUUGAAAGCUAUAUCCUGCCCUUCUAGCAAGAAUACAUGGUCACCAUCGUUAGGUGAUUUCAAAUGCUGUGGCUUGUAGUCUUUGUAGAAAGCAUUGAAACCAGCAACUCCUUCCACAGCAUCCAGGACAAGCUGGCUUGCCUGAAGUCCUUGAGAGGCCAGUAUAGCAGCCUCCAUCCCCAGGCGGGAGGCAUUGCCUAUGUGCAUGGGUUUGGACUGAGUUGCAGCGUUAGCCAUCGGGGCUCCAGAGAGAGACGCAGC